AUGCGUCUCAGUACCCCCUCCGCAGUGCGGCUCUUGGGUGCACUUUUGGUGAUCGCCUGUUUCGUGCACGCCUCGGUGGCAUUCCCGUACGGUAAAUCGUCGGCGGUCACGGAGCUGACGUCGUCUUCGCUGAAUGCCUUUGUGAACACACACAAGCCGGUAGUCAUUCUCUUUUACGCCCCGUGGUGUGGACACUGCAAGCAAUUCCACCCCGAGUUUGAGCGGUUUGCCCAGCUGAUGAAGGGUAUCAUCCGCGUUGGCGCAAUUGAUGCCGACCGGAACACCCACAUUGGGCAGCAGUUCGGUGUUCGUGGCUUUCCAACGAUCAAGUACUGGAGGAGCGGCGCAAAGUCCGUCUCCUCCGCCCAGGAUUACCAAGGCCAACGGACAGCGGCGGCACUGCAGAGCUUAAUGAUAGGGGAAAUCAGCUCGAGUGAGGUCACGAAGGUGACCACAGCAGAAGAGAUAAAGCACGCCGCUCGAAACUCUCCAAAGAAGAUGAUUGGCGUGUUGCUCUCCCUGAAGAACAAGGUGCCGCCAAUGCUGUCGGUCAUGUCCCUGUCGCCGAAGCUAAAGCAGCUGCCCCUGGUGUUCUCAGGUAAUUGCAACCUUCACAAGGGUGUGGCGGAGGCCUUUGGGGUCACGCAACUACCAAUGCUCGGCGUGCUGCGCUACACUCCAGCAGAAGGCGAUGCAGCGGAGAAGUUCGAGUUGAUAAUACACGAAAAAAAUAACAUCUCUUACGAGUCCGUCGCGCACUUUUUCCUUGACUGCGCAGAGAACCAGUGCAGCUCCGGCACGAAGACUUUCGUGAAGUCAGUGAACCUUGACGAGGAUGAGAAGCACCUCCAAACCCAUGGCACCGCGCGGCAGGCCACCGUCGCACUCCCAGUGGUGCCGGUCGAAUACACCCCAAAAGUGAUUUCGCAGUUUUGUGCGCCGCAAACUCGCAAGAUUCGCGGCCAGUCUCCCCUGUGUGUCUUCAGUCUUAGCGAACGUGUCCAUCUCGACCAGGUACACAAGUACUUCAAGAACGACCCGUUACUUUUCUUCGAGGCAUCUCAGCAUAAAGAAGAGCUGUUGCAUGAGCUCCACUCUAAGUUUGGCGUACAGCUGGUGUCUCUAGGAGAGGCGCCAGCGUCUUUGACGGAGUCCAUUGUAGUCCUACGCCACUCGAAGCCAAGGGCAGCGCGGUAUGCGUUGCUGGAGCACAUUAGCUCCGACGAGGAUUUACAGGCAGCCCUGCAGCGCAUUCUGAAUGGGGAGGUUCACCUCAUCUCAGUAGACCUUGGUGCUGUAUAG
Messenger RNA from Leishmania braziliensis MHOM/BR/75/M2904, 1302 nucleotides. RefSeq lists its product as hypothetical. Lineage: Eukaryota; Euglenozoa; Kinetoplastea; Trypanosomatida; Trypanosomatidae. Gene Ontology annotation, molecular function: protein disulfide isomerase activity; protein-disulfide reductase activity. Gene Ontology annotation, biological process: response to endoplasmic reticulum stress. The transcript has a single exon. Gene Ontology annotation, cellular component: endoplasmic reticulum lumen. Bases 1 to 1302 code for a protein of 433 amino acids. The record is from RefSeq and is a predicted model, not a curated record.